Messenger RNA from Bipolaris oryzae ATCC 44560, 339 nucleotides. RefSeq lists its product as uncharacterized. The transcript has a single exon. Lineage: Eukaryota; Fungi; Ascomycota; Dothideomycetes; Pleosporales; Pleosporaceae. The record is from RefSeq and is a predicted model, not a curated record. The coding region runs from base 1 to 339 and encodes 112 amino acids.
AUGUCAUGGGCGGAGAAGGCCUCCAGUACUACCACGGGGCUCGGCUUAAGGGUCCAGGGGGUCCUUGGGCGUGGUCCUUCGCCACCCGAGAGCCCAUCUCGACCUGCUUUCGCUCUCCGACAACAACCAACCACUGCUUCGUUUCUUCAUCGUCGCACUCACGAGCUCAGCAAACAUGUCGUCAGUCUCUCACCACGCAUCCGGGCUAUCCUGGCCAGGGCGAGCCAGAUGACAGCGGGUCCAUUUGACGGCAAACUCACGGCUCCAGGUGCAAGCACAGCGACUGGCCCAGUUUUGAUCCUCGCUCUCGGCCGGGGUCUGCGGGCGCCAGCGACCUAA